Messenger RNA from Oncorhynchus nerka (sockeye salmon), 3972 nucleotides. RefSeq names its product Sin3A-associated protein b (gene sap130b). The record is from RefSeq and is a predicted model, not a curated record. The transcript has 19 exons. Gene Ontology annotation, cellular component: Sin3-type complex. The coding region runs from base 195 to 3344 and encodes 1049 amino acids. Gene Ontology annotation, biological process: negative regulation of transcription by RNA polymerase II. Lineage: Eukaryota; Metazoa; Chordata; Actinopteri; Salmoniformes; Salmonidae.
GAACAAUAACAACGAACAAAAAUGGUACAGCAACCUCAUUAUUAUUUUUCAUAUGGCUUUUAUUUUUGCAAUGUGGCUAAACAAACUCUGAAAACCGGAAGUUUUGAAAUAGUGCCGCUUGUGUGACACGCGCGUAGUAGAAAGACGGAUGGGGAUUCCUGAUCACACAAGCAAGCUAUCAAGUGUGUCAGAAGAUGAGUUCUCAACAAUAUCCACGGCCGGGAAUACCUCCUGGUAUGGGACAAAACCAGACUCCUGGAGGAAACACUGCAUUGCUGUCUGGUAGUCAACCAAACACGGCAGGAGGGGCAGACGAUAGGAACCGUGACCCUCACCCAGACCACGGUCCUCGUGACCACCCCAACAGUGGUGGUGGAGCAUUGACCUUCAGGGACGACAAGCAGGAGACAGUGGUGGUCCGGCCUUACCCGCAAGUCCAGGUCCAUGGACCCCCCCAGGGUCACCCCACUCCAGCAGGUCACCUGUCACUCCAGCAGGGCAUGCCUGUCACAGUGUCAGCCCCUCCUCCACACAUCCCCCAGGGCCUGCCUCUGGCAUUCACUGAAGGACCCAUGAAGCCAGCUCUGAAGUCGCCCAUGGCCGGUCGAGUGAUCGCCCCAGCACCAGCCAACACCCAGGGCCACAUCACCCUGCCACCUAAGGUGCCAAGCCACGUCACUGCAACCAUGGAGAGCACCGUGCCUCAGACCGCUGGCAUCCCUGUAGCAACUAUCAGUGGCCAACAGGGCAACCCCAGUAACCUGCACCAUCACCUGAUGACGACCAAUGUGCAGAUCAUUCGCAGCCAUGCACCGCCCCUGCAGCUCGGCUCCCCUGGAGCCCCCCAGCACACCUUCACCUCCCAUCUACCCAGAGGAGCUGCUGCAGCUGCUGUGAUGUCCAGUUCCAAAGGACCCACAGUACUGAGACCUGCCACAGGUGGUGGCACUGGCCCACCUACUGUCCAGCACAUCAUCCACCAGCCCAUCCAGUCCCGCCCUGUAGUCACAACGUCCACAGCUGUGAUGCCCACGGUGGUUGCCCCAUUAACGGCCACCAGGCCUCAGUCCCCAGUGGUUAGCUCAGCCACGCACUCCGCAGAGAUGGUUCAUGGGCGUCCAGGACUAAAUAUCCACCCGCCUUCAGCCACUCUGAGCAUUCAGCGUCAACCCCCAUCUCGGGACAACCCCACACGCAUCACCCUGCCCUCCCACCCUGCCAUUGGGGGUCAGAAACCCCAGCUGCCCCACACCAUGGCACAGAAGCCCAUAUUCAGCAAUGUGACUCCUGUCGCUGCUGCAACUGUUGCCCCCAUAUUAGCCACCAAUACUGCUCCAUCGCCUAGCACUACAGGCUCCGGACCCCACCCCCAAAUGACCAACAGUAACAUCGUCACCAUGACGAUGACUUCUCAUUCCUCUCACGCCACAGCAGUCACCACGUCCAACAUCCCCGUGGCUAAAGUGGUUCCCCAGCCGAUAGCCCACACCUCGCCCAGGAUCCAGCCGGAGUACCCUGGAGAGAGGGGAAACCUGAUCCCCAUCUCUGGUCACCGCUCCUCCCCCAACCCCAUCACCAUGGAGGCCCGCAAUGACAACAGGCAAUCGGUGCCAGUGCAGUUCCAGUACUUCCUGCCUACCUACCCUUCUUCACCGUUCCCCCUGACACACACCUACACCCCCAUCACCAGCUCUGUGUCCACCAUCCGACAGUACCCAGUAACCCCUCAGGCCCCCAGCGGCACAGCCAUGCAGACCCAGACGAGUGUGGGCGUGGCGUCGGCGGUGCACCUCAACCCCAUGCAACUGAUGACGGUGGACCGCAUCGCUCAGAUCAACACGCAGAACAUCCAGCCCGCCGGCAUGGCCACGCAGGGCAUCCAGCCAACCACCAUCAGCGCCCAGGGCUUGCAUUCCGCCACCGGUCAGAUCACCGCACAAAACAUCCAACCGGCACCCAUCAACCCACAACAACCAGCCAAUGAGAACAAGACCUCUAUUGUGUUAGCAGACGGCACCACUCUGGUAACCAACCCCAUCGGCCAGACGUUCGGCGGCAGCCAGCCUCCCACCUCUGUGGGUCAGACACAUCCUCAAAACACUGGGCCUGGUGCCCCCACCCUGGUGUCCUCUCCCCGACCUAGCAUCCUACGUAAGAAGCCUGCCAACGAGGGGUCUGCAGUCAGGAAGAACCUGAUCCCAGAGGCCAACAGCCCCAGGAUAGACGGAGGAAUCAGGCAUGCAUCAGGGUUUCCACGCCCAGCAGGUGUGAAACACAAGCCUGAUCUCCACGUGUCCCUGGCUCCCCCGGUGAUGUCAUCAUCCAUGGAGGCUCUGCCCAGCCAUCAGACCAAUGAACACCAGCAGCAUCCCGGAGCCCCGCCCCACCAGCAACCCUCUCAGCCAAUCCAGACGCUCCUCUCAGUGUCAGCACCCCCACACUCACAGCCUGGCCCCGCCCUGUCCGCCAUCACUCCACCAAUCUUGUCUAUGGCCAACGUGGUUAUUCCGCCUACCCAGUCAGCGGCCAGUAGCACGGCGGCAUGUGGAAUAAGCUCCACCCUCCCUGAGAUCAAGAUAAAGCAGGAGGUGGAGGCCAUGGAUACCUCCAAACCAGGUCCCCCCAUGCCCCAUUGUGGUACCCCCUUGUUGUCCAUGAUGCCCAGUGGGGAUGUGACCCCCGGGGCCUCACCCAGGAAGAAGCCCCGGAAGCAGCAGCAUGUCAUCUCCACGGAAGAGAGCGAGAUGAUGGAGACCAAUAGCACGGACGAGGAGAAGGUCCUAGCCAGACCCCUCAGCAUGAGGGCCGAGAAACGCAAGUCGCCCCUCAAGGAGUACAUAGAUGAGGAAGGGGUGCGUUAUGUCCCCACCCGUGCUCGUCCCCCGGUCACACUCCUCCGCCACUACAGGAACCCCUGGAAGGCUGCCUAUCACCACUUCCAGAGAUACAGUGACAUCCGGGUCAAAGAGGAGAAGAAGGGCACCCUGCAGGAUGUAGCCAAUCAGAAAGGGGUGGUGUGCAGAGCGCAGGGCUGGAAGAUGCACCUGUGUGCUGCACAGCUCAUGCAGCUGACUAAUCUGGAGCAUGACGUGUACAGCCGCCUCACGACCCUCCAAGAGGGUCUGAUCCCAAAGAAGAAAGCCGGGUCGGAUGAUGACCUGCACCGUAUCAAUGAGCUCAUACAGGGUAACAUGCAGCGCUGUAAGCUGGUGAUGGACCAGAUCACUGAGGCUAGAGACACCAUGAUGAAGGUGCUGGAUCACAAGGAGAAAGUCAUGAAGCUAAUCAACAAGAACGGUGGAGCCAAGAAAGUCAACAAGCUGAAGCGCAAGGACAAAGCCUAGAACAGAGGUGGGAAAAUCAAGCCUAGGCUGACCCCCUGUACCCUUCUCUUUUUGAAGGCCGCACUAGUCUACACCCCUCACUGAUCUGACCAUGGUUUGACCAUGGACAACUGGCAGAUUGUGGCAGUAUGGUGUCUGGGGUUACUUGUUAGCUGUGCGUGACCGUCCAACCACUCUUGACCUAGAACUGAGACACAAGUGGUCGGCAGAAGGAACCGAUACAGUUCCACUAUGUCCCGUGGGGAGCUUGUCAACGGACCGGAAUGUACAAGUAUUAAGACUGCUACAGGAAGUUGGUAUGUCCUCAGUUGUUGAUUGGAUGGCGGGUAGAAUUAUUAUGAUUUGAUUGGUUGAAUAAUGGUCUAGAGGGGAUGCACAAUGUUGAAUUAAUACCCUUGAACAUUGUGUGGUGUAAAGCAUUGAUAUGGGUUGUUGAACUAUCAUCAAGUACUUAUUACGUAAUAAAUGUGUAAAUCUGUACAAUGUAUUUAUCCUUUUACUUCACUCUGGUAAUGGGAUCAAAUCAGAAGUGUGCUACCAAGUGCAGUCAUUGGAAAUGUCACUCUACGGUCCAAAUGAAGAGUUUUGUAUAUCACAGUAUUCCACAAAUAUAUAUAUAUGUGUCAAA